This is a messenger RNA of Drosophila hydei, 2760 nucleotides long. RefSeq names its product protein SON (gene Son). The transcript is spliced from 2 exons. Gene Ontology annotation, biological process: regulation of mRNA splicing, via spliceosome; regulation of cell cycle. NCBI's taxonomy places the organism in Eukaryota, Metazoa, Arthropoda, Insecta, Diptera, Drosophilidae. Gene Ontology annotation, molecular function: RNA binding. Bases 177 to 2738 code for a protein of 853 amino acids. The record is from RefSeq and is a predicted model, not a curated record.
UUAUGUGCAAAAUAUUUUUUGGUAAUAUUUUGGCCAACAAAUCUAUCGAUUGAUAUGAUUUAGGCGUGCAAAAACUAAAACAUUUGUGUAUAUAUGUAUAUUUACAUAUUAAAAAUAUAUUCUAAGUCGAUGUGGAUAAAUAUUACUACACGGUGCCGCAUGACGCAAAAGCGGAAAUGACUGAAAAGACGGAGAGCGCCAGCACGCUGGAACAGCAGUCACAGCAAACGAAGAACACGGGUGAUGUUCCAUUGGUUGUCAGGGUGAAACGUGAGAAGAUUGACGCAGAGAUCGAAGCAAAGCUUGGCGCAUUAAAUGCGAAGGUGAAAACUGAAAGUACCACGCCUCCUACGGCAUCGGACACUGACAGUGACAACAGCAACGAUUCGUCGCAAGACGACAAAAAGCAAAUAGCACCCGUUAAAUCCUCCAAUGAAAUACUUGCCGAACUAUUUGGCGUGUUUAAUGCAGCGCCACCCGUUGAGUUGCUGGACGAUAAGAAUCUGUUAAAGAAGCAUAAGAAAUCAAAAAGGGUGAAGAAAAAAAGGUCGCGUAACAAACCAAUUAAAUCAGAUGGCGAAUGCAGCGACACAGAUGUUGCCUCCGCUGAAGGCAACUUCAAGCACAAGCAUAAGCGAAAGAAGCACAAACACAAACACAAGGAUAGCAAAGACAAGAACAAAGACAAGGAUCGAGAAAAAUCCAAAGAGAAGACAAGCACCACCAUAGGUAAGGUCGAGGAAAGAAUAGACUCACGCAAAAGACACGCUAUAGCGAAUGCGGAUGCAGUAGCUGUGCCAGCAAAAAAGGAAGCACUAGAGCACGACCAUAGCAUUCAACGGGAAAGAGAGCGGCCACGUGACCGGGAGCGAGAGAAGGAAAAAGAGCGUGAGCGGGAAAGGGAGCGCGACCGAGAUAGACUUCACAAUAGUUUUUACAAUGGCUAUCAGGAAAAAUCGGAGGACAAGCAUGCACGCACCAAGGCUAACAAUGGCAAAUCCGUUAAGAUUAAGAUGGAGCGGCGUCAAUCCGACGAGCUCUCACUGUCUGAUGAGGAGACAUAUCUGCGCGAAAAGGCCAAUAAUGGAAGACGUCGUUUCUACGGAGGUGUUAAGAUAGAGUCCAAUGAUAAUAAGCGCCACCCACGCCACCAGAGCAGCGCGAACACCAGGCAGCGUACACGCUCUCGUUCCCGCUCUCGAACGCGUUCCCGGUCAAGAGAUUUGGGCAUUGAUAAGAAACGUUUGUUAGAGAUUGCGCGUCGUAAUGCGAUCAGCAUGUUUAAGCGAGGUAACAUGGCCGGUGUAGCCGAGAUGACGCCGGAAGUGAAGGAUAAGGUGCUGCUUAAAAUGCGCUACGGCGGACGCAGUGUGCAGGAUCUCACUGACUUUUGCAAAAAGAUCUCUAACGGUGAAAUGCUUUCUGAUCUUAGCUCAGAUGAGGAUUCGGAUGUUGACAAGAAUGGCAAUGCCAAGGCAUUUCAUCAUCCAUUUCAGCUCAAGGAGCGCGAACCGAUUGUUAUGCACAUACGCAACUCCACACCCAUAGUGCCCCCGUCCACGCGUCGCGAUGAUCAGACCAAGGCUAUAACCAUGCAAUUUCCCGUCUCCUCUGGUCAGGUUCAUCGUAUGUCUGAGGUCUGGGUGCCAGUCGAUCCAAAAGAAUCGCUGGCGCCGUUGCCUACUCUGCCACCCGCCAAACAGGCCACCAAUAUGUUCAAAGAUGUGCAACGCAAUGUCUUUGCCAAGACGAUACCACAGCAAGAGCAGCAGGAGCCCGCCUUCAAGCCUGCUGCGAAUCUCAACGAAGAUUGCAAUGGCCUGUCGCCUAUGCCUGUAACUCUACCGCAAUCUGUGCCUGCUUUUGCUCCAACUCCUGCUCCUAUACCGGCUUCUGCACCUGUUCCUGCUCCUUCCUCUGCUCCAGCUCAUCGGCCAGAACGUUUUGUGCCAGAGGUGCCCAUACCAUCCACAGCAGCGCAUGUACCCAACGCUUCAAUAUUUCCGCAGUCGACGCCACCCAGCAUGGAUGUAUCGAGCAUAAUUACACAACGUCUUAGCGCCAUAAGGCGCCUGCAGGAUAAUCCCGCCGAUUCGGAGGCUUUAAAAAUGAUGUACAAUGCUCAGAGGGACAUGUCCUCUUGGGCCUGCUCAAAAUUUCUGCCUGGUCAGUUUACGGGAAGCACUGGUGCUCAGGUAAUGAAGGUGCAUGAACUGAACAGCGGUCCACAGCUGUGGGCACGUCGGGAUCAGUUAACUUCCACCAAACCAGUUACGGGCGGCAUGGGUAUGGCUCUGCUGCAAAAAAUGGGCUGGAAACCGGGCGAAGGCUUGGGUCGCACCAAGACCGGCUCUCUGCAGCCACUACAGCUAAUGGUUAAGCUGGACAAGCGUGGCCUCAUCUCGCGCGAGGAUAUUAAACAGCAGCCCGUACGCCCACAAGGCGUACGAGCCCCAAAGAACACAAGUGCCACAAAUAUUGCACAGGCUGCACUCACUGCACAGGACAAGCAUCCCGUAUGUGUGCUCAACGAGCUGACAUCGAAAAACAAAUGGACGCCGCCGCAAUAUACGCUUAGGGACGAUUCGGGUCCGUCGCAUAGCCGCAUGUUCCUCUUUUCCGUGGAGAUCAAUGGACAGACUUAUACGCCCACCCAGGGCUGUAACAACAAGAAGGAGGCCAAAAUGAAUGCGGCCAAGUUGUGUUUACGAGCUUUGGGUAUAUUGCCGCCCAGUUAAUAAAGAGUGGAGCAUCUGCUUA